Pelecanus crispus (Dalmatian pelican) is the source of this 936-nucleotide messenger RNA. Lineage: Eukaryota; Metazoa; Chordata; Aves; Pelecaniformes; Pelecanidae. The record is from RefSeq and is a predicted model, not a curated record.
AUGCGGAGCCUGAAUUCCCGCAUCCUACAGGGCUGGAGAACAAAGAAGUCAAAUAUAAGAGUGGAUGCAGAAGCCCGAGCCAGAGAAGUGAUAAAAGAGGACUAUCAGAAACUGGGUCCAACAAAGUUUGCAGAACAGGCAAUUUUCUUCUUCUUCUGCAUGUUUGCGAUUAUGCUUUUCUCCAGGGAUCCUAAAUUCAUUCCAGGUUGGGCAAGCUUCUUUGCACCAGGGUUUAUCUCAGAUGCGGUUACAGGAAUCACCAUUGUCAUUAUACUGUUCUUCUUCCCUUCUCAAAAACCUUCCUUCAAGUGGUGGUUUGACUUGAAAGCACCAAACACUGAGACACAACCCUUGCUGACUUGGAGGAAGGCCCAAGAGACAGUGCCCUGGAACAUCAUCUUGCUGCUUGGAGGAGGCUUUGCCAUGGCGAAGGGCUGUGAGGAGUCUGGUUUGUCUGUCUGGAUAGGAGGCCGUCUGCAUCCCUUGGAGGGCGUACCACCGCCUGUGGCUGUCAUCCUCAUCACAAUUGUCAUCGCCUUAUUCACGGAGUUUGCCAGCAACACAGCCACUAUUAUCAUCUUUCUGCCUGUCUUGGCAGAGCUGGCCAUUCGUCUGAAAGUAAAUCCCCUCUAUUUAAUGAUACCAGGAACUAUAGGAUGCUCCUACGCAUUCAUGCUGCCAGUCUCAACACCUCCUAACUCAAUUGCAUUUUCUUCUGGACACUUGAUGGUCAAGGAUAUGGCAAGAACUGGGUUGCUCAUGAAUCUUAUGGGAGUUCUCCUUCUUAGUUUGGCUAUGAACACAUGGGCCAAGAGCAUCUUCCAGCUGGGGACCUUCCCUGCAUGGGCCAACAUCCAUGCAGAAAAUGCCACCUCACUCUUGACAGCUGUAGAAAAUGUCACUUUAACCGCACUAAAUAAAAUAUGAACAAAGCCA